Messenger RNA from Talpa occidentalis (Iberian mole), 1939 nucleotides. RefSeq names its product RNA polymerase II, I and III subunit K (gene POLR2K). Gene Ontology annotation, cellular component: RNA polymerase III complex; RNA polymerase II, core complex; RNA polymerase I complex. The transcript has 4 exons. Gene Ontology annotation, biological process: DNA-templated transcription. Gene Ontology annotation, molecular function: DNA binding; DNA-directed RNA polymerase activity; zinc ion binding. Lineage: Eukaryota; Metazoa; Chordata; Mammalia; Eulipotyphla; Talpidae. The coding region runs from base 133 to 309 and encodes 58 amino acids. The record is from RefSeq and is a predicted model, not a curated record.
CUGGUACGUCAUAUGCCGGCGCCGGAACUUGCUUGAGACCCUGUGAGGAGUCACUUGGUCUGGAUUAGCGGACAGCGAGGUUUCCCGGUGCUGCGUAGGAGGGGAAUUGGUAGGUUGCGAUUUGAGCGAACAAUGGACACACAAAAGGAAGUUCAGCCUCCAAAGCAGCAGCCAAUGAUAUAUAUCUGUGGAGAAUGUCACACAGAGAAUGAAAUAAAAUCCAGGGAUCCAAUCAGAUGCAGAGAAUGUGGAUACAGAAUAAUGUACAAGAAAAGGACUAAAAGAUUGGUAGUUUUUGAUGCUCGAUGAAAUGUGGAAUUCAGAGGAAUAUCUUCUUUUGGAUUUGGAUUUGCUGUUUCUCGUUGUGUAUAGCUUUUCUUAGCAUAUUUUAGGAAUAUAACUUUAUACAAUUUAUUUUACUUUAAAAACUUAUAUUUAGAUGUCAAUAGUUUGUAUAAAGAAAUUAUUUUUUGUUCAGUUACAUGAGUCAUAAUUUAAUUUUAAAGCAUAUGUAAUCUACCCCAGUAUGAAGAUUGAAAUUGCUUCCCCAAAUACACUUCUCAUAAAAACCUAGCAUCAUUUGGAGCCCUUAUGAAAAAUGGAGUUUUCUCCAGCCCUCUAAAGAUCUGAGUAACACUUGGAAGACCCUGUUUUACAUCAUCAACUGUUGUAAACUCUAGCAUUAUUUUGUAUGGAGUACACUAGUGUAUUUACUGUCUGUGCAUACAUGUCUUUGGGUUAUAUAUUUCAUUUGUUACUUGGCAUAGGUAUUUCUAUGUGUAUUUUGUUUCACUAAUUUUGGCAAAAACAAAUUUUAAUGGUUGCUUUCUGUAAGACAAAAUAAAACCAAUGAUGGGGCAGACAAUUACGGCAGGUAUUCUCAGGUUUUAGCAUUUGUUAAGGUAAAAUAUUCUUUCAGAAUAUAAAAAUAAAGAUUGGUUAACGUUGAAUUACUGGAUAAAGUUUAAAACUUUUGCCUUGAUUUUAGAAAUAAAGAAUUGAUGGCCCUGCCUGUAUUCUUGUUGCUGGAUUCCAUCACUGUGGAAUUUCAUGUUUACUUACUAAUAACCAUUUUGAAGACUGAAUCUAUUCCAACUUUGUUAAUAUCUACAUGUGUCUCUGACAUUUGAGAAAUUUGCCAUUUUAUUCAUUUUUUUCUACAAGUACACCACCUUUAUUUGCAUGAUCUAUGGGAUACUCUGAAUCUCUCCUGCUACUGAGAUACAAACAAAUUCAAAUCAGAUUUACACAUGCUGACUGAUUUUGGUAGCUGUUUCAGUCAGGAUCAUCAGGGAAAUGCCUGUACCAGAUAGGCAGUGUAAUUGCACCACUCUAGAAAAUUUGACUUUAUGCUUCUUCUGUUCCCCAAAGAAGCUGCAAAUCCUUCCUUUUGGCCAGAGCAACCAGAGAUUUAAAAGUCAUUGGUAGUUGGCAAGGUCUGCAAGCACUCUUCUGUUGAGCUCUACUUUGUACUUAGAAUGCCAGUGAGUGCUGGGUACUUCAGGCCAUGUACCUGGAAGUCAAGUUAGACAGUUAACCAGAGGGUACUCACGUUCAUUUUAUUCAGUGAAUCCUCUUACACCCCUACCUCUGGGGUACCCCUAUACCCCAGUUCUUCUAUGUAUAAAUAAGUAAAAAAUAAAUUUUAAAGUUAAAAAAUGUAAUGUUAAGAAUCAUUGACGGGCCUCCCCGGUGGCGCAGCAGUUGAGCGCUGGGUUGCGAAGCUGCCCGCAGCCUCUGCAGCGCCGGUUCGAUCCCCGGCUGCUCCCAGCCACCGGAGGAGGGUCCCACAUGGCGCGCAGACCUCUCCUGCCGCCUGCUGCUUCCCUCAGCAGUGUACUUCGGUCCUUCUGCCUGCUCUGCACCCCGCUCUGGCUCUGGUGAAUUCUCUCACCCUCCCGCGCUUCUGACUGUACCCAGUGCGUGUAUAAAUAAACAA